GUGUUGGUGACAGGCUUCAAAAAACAAAGAUGGACCUGCAUAUAUUUUUCUGUCAACUCCUGCUUCUGUUGUUUGAUCCCUCUGAAGCCACAAGCCUCAUUACAGCGGACAUUUUUGAAGCCAGAGGUCAACGUGUGUGCAAGGCAGGAAAAGACAAGCCAUGUUACAAGCUGGCUUAUUUCUCUGAGCUCCGACGAAGGCUAAACUUUGUGGAGGCCGAGCUUGCCUGCAGACGGGACGGAGGGCAGCUGCUGAGCGUGGAGUCGGAGUCCGAGCAGAAGAUCAUAGAGCAGCUCAUCACAGAGCUCCGCCCAACUGAUGGAGACUUUUGGAUAGGUCUCCGGCGAAGCCAUGGAAAUGAGGAGAGCAGCUCAGACUGCUCCUCACAGUACUACUGGAUGGACGGCAGCAAGUCGACUUUCAGAAACUGGCACUGGGAUGAGCCAUCGUGUGGCUAUGAGGUGUGUGUGGUGAUGUACCACCAGCCGUCUGCUCCUCCUGGUCUAGGGGGCCUCUACAUGUUCCAAUGGAACGACGACAAUUGUGAAACUAAAAACAACUUUAUCUGCAAAUACACUGGAGAGAAGCCACAGGACCCGUCCCCUUCUCCCAAUGACACUCAAACAAAUGUCUUCCCUUCAUCAGUGCUUCCAUGGAAUCCAGGGGAUCAUAACCAGAAUAGAAGUACAGCUCUGAAUUUGGUUUACGUCAUCAUUCCCACCAUUCCUCUGAUACUGCUUUUAUUGACGGUGAUUGGAGUCUGCUGCUUCAAAGUGUGUGGCAAACGAAGGCGAAAGGAGCAGAAAUCUGAAGUGUGCCAGACAGAGCUGGGCCUUGGAGGCAGUGCACCACCAGCUGAUGUCUACAAUGUGAUUCGCUCCCAGAAGGACGAUGAUCUGGUUUCAGCUCGCCCAAACAUCAAAAACACCUCCUUUCUUUGCUCCUCCCCUGACACACCCACAGGUGACUACGACAACCUCGGGGGCCGGGACACAGAGAGCGGCUUUGUGACUCUUGCAAGCACAGAGAGCUGCUACCUCAACUUUGACCUUAAUGAUCACAGCCUGGGUCGUCGAGGAACCAGGGACUUCUAUGACACCAGCCUGGGCCGCCCUGGAAAGAAGGACCUGAACUACACCGGGCAGAGAGAGUUCUAUGACAGGAGUUUAGGUCGUCGUACAACAAAGAGUGAGCAUUAUGGCAGCAGUGUGUACGGAGACCACGGACUGUAUGAUGGCAGCAUCAGAGGAGGGAGUGACCUUUAUGACUCUAAACUGAAGCCUGGAAGUCACACAGUAAAGGCUGACCUCUAUCAGACUUUCAUCUCCAAUGGCAGAGAGGACACCUACCAAACCAGCCUCGGGACCUAUGGAAACAGAAAAUCAUACCAAGCCAAUCUGGAUUGCUACAGAAAUGGUCUAAAUCUGGAUGGUGGAAGGAGGUACUUCAAUGAGCAAGACUGGAUUAACAGCAGAGAAAACUACUGAUCCUUAGUCAUCUCCUUUAUAGUGUGUAUAGCAGUCUGUGUGCCUGUAGAUGAGAGAAUGGCAGAAAACCUUGCACGUUACUGGCUGUGUUUGUAUGUCUGUCUUGAGUCUGACGCCUCAUAGGAGAUUAAAACCAGGUGACAAUA
Notolabrus celidotus (New Zealand spotty) is the source of this 1633-nucleotide messenger RNA. It is a transcript of the gene layna, whose product is annotated as layilin a. Gene Ontology annotation, molecular function: hyaluronic acid binding. The record is from RefSeq and is a predicted model, not a curated record. The transcript has 8 exons. The coding region runs from base 30 to 1487 and encodes 485 amino acids. Lineage: Eukaryota; Metazoa; Chordata; Actinopteri; Labriformes; Labridae.